AUGGUGGAUGUAACCAAAUGGCCUAUUUUCAGCCUAAUGAGCCCCCAGGAGCUCUCCAGUAUACGCAAAGCAUGUGUUUUUGGAUCGUCUGCUAAUGAGGCCAUCUACAUCACAAAUGAUGAUGAGGUGAGGUUUAUCACGCAGGUGCGACACCUCGAAGGUUGCUUUGAGAAGUGAUAUUCCGCCCAGCUAAGAGUGCUGCCAUGUUUGUGAACAACAAGUCAUGUUUACUUAACCAGAGUGUCCUUCUCCUCGGCUUGUUUUUCAGUUUUAGUUUGUUUUGUCACUUAAAAGCAGCUUUUAUUUUCCUAAAACACUGAGGCUCGUACACGUCCUCAUUUUAUGUCUUUAGAGUGACAAUAUUUUAUUCAAGAGAUUCAGUGAUUUAUGGAUUAGUGAAAGCACUAAUCAGUAUUUUCAUAUUCUAAAUGCAUCAAAUGACUACGUGUCAGAGAUGGGGACUUGGCCUCAAGUUGCACUUAUGCUGCACACUAACAUGACCCCAGACUUAACAUGGAUUUGACCUUCAGAGACUUGAGACUGAAGCUUUGGAAUAGUCUUUUUUAUUUUGUAUUUUUGUUUCAAUAACAUAACAAGCUCAGUAUGGUUCCCUCUUAUCCUGCCUAAUCUUCUGCUUCUGGUGCAUUGGUGACAUGCUGCUGCUGCAAUGGCACAGUGGUUCUCACAGGCAGAUCAUAACUAGGAAGGCCGCUCAAGCACAGCCACCAACAUAUUUACUUUCUCAUGUGUUGCAAAAAGCAUUUACUCUGCAGGUUUUUUGAAGAGAAAGAGAGAGAAGACUCCUAACAUCUAUCACCUAACUACUCAGCUGCCUACAGCUACAUAGUUUUAAUUAUGGCCAGCAGCUGAUUUCAGCAAAAUAAGCUCCUAUAAUCCUCGUAGGUCACUUUCUGUGCAUGUACAUUUCAAGACAUACACAAACUUAGUCAGAUUUGUCGUAUCUGUGCAUACAUUUGGCAAGUAAAAGUAGAUUUUAUUUUGAAAAUUGGACUGAACAGUACGAGCCCAAAGGCAAACAAUAGUCCGACAAUGCUAGCAGCUAACCAGUGAACACACUGAAGCAUUGACCCCAAAAGCAGGGUGAUUUUCUCAGUGAAGAUAAUUUAGCUAAAAUAAAAAUAUCUUUGUAUUUAUUAGAAAGCCAGAAAGAUGAGUGCAAAUAUGUAUUCAUGUUUCUCUGUUCUAGCUGCAUGCUACAAUGACAACUCAGUAAGGCAAAAAUAUGUCAGUGUUAUGUUUACAGCCUGCUCUGCUGCCCCAAAGUGGCAUAAAAAUCAAACAGCAGUGCUUUAAUAUAAACAUGCAAGACAUUUCUGUUGAAUAGCUGCUGCACAGUUAAAAAAUCUGGAUUAUAAUUCAGAGCUUUUGUUUUCCACGGGGCUCGAGUUUGUUGAUUCUUUGUUAGUAGUGAGCGGUAAUUUUUAGUUUUUGCACAUUUAACUUGUAAAGUUUUAGAGUUGCUUUUAUAGAAGCUAACAUUAGAGCUCAGUCUUUGUAUCAGUGCUGCAUUGUUUUGUGUAAAGAGAGGAACUGUUGGUGGCACCUGAGGUCUUAUCAGUGCUGUUCAUUGUUGAUGUUUUCGUGUCGGAAAUGUGACCUUUUACCCACCGCUCCAUGUCCUCCCUCUCUCCACGCUCAGGUCUACGUGUUCGGUUUGAACUGCAGUAACUGCCUGGGGACGGGGGACAGUCUGAGCACCAUCGUACCCAAGAAGCUGGACUUCCUGAGCGGGAGGAAAGUGGUCAGCCUGAGCUACGGCAGCGGCCCCCACAUUCUGCUGGCCACAGAGGGUAUCUGCACAGAAACCUUUAAUCCUGCAUUUCACAGAGAGAUUAGAAAGCGCUGCAGAAGGACUAAUCUUUCUGUGUUUCAGACGGGGAGCUAUUUGCCUGGGGUCAUAAUGGUUACAGCCAACUAGGAAAUGGGACAACCAACCAAGGAGUCUCUCCAGUGCUCGUGUCGGCCAACCUGCUCAAUAAGAAGAUCACAGAGGUGGCAUGUGGCUCACAUCACUCAAUGGCUCUGACUGACUCAGGAGAAGUAAGUAGGCUUAUCUGUUAAAUACAGGUCAGUUAUGACAUUAUGCUCCUUUACAAAGUUUUCCUUUUUUUAAUUUCAAAUAACACAAGUGAUACAGCUUUGGUCAAACGCAGUGCUCAGUCGCACAAAACCCCUGAGGGCCCUCACAGCAAUCACAGCUGUAGUAGAUCUUCUGCUGUUAAAAGCUGGAAAAUGAAGCUUUGGACUUGAGAGAGAAAAGCAGCAGCUCAACACUUGGGCAGACACACCUUCUUUACUUCUUAGCUGGCAUUAGAUGAGCUGUACUCUAUACAGUAGCCAUAAAACAUGAAAUAAAGGCGGGUUAACUUUGCUAACCAGACUUUGUCACAAAUAGGGACCUUUAAGUCUCUGCUGAAUGUCUGAAAAGUGGUGCUAGCCGAGAAGUUGUGUUUCAUGAACCCACGUGAAACUACAUCCUUGUUGUUUUUAUGUCAAUCGAUAAAAGAAUCAGUCAGACUUUCUUUGUGUAGCACUUUAAAUACAAGGAAAUGCAGCACAAAGUGCUUUACAUAAACAGAAAGUCACUAAAAUCAGUCAAAACUCUGUUGCAUGUGCAGGAUGUACGGUGAGCAAACAAAACAAACAGGUAAGAAAAAUCUAUAAAAAAUAGAAAAAUGAUUUUAAAUAAAAGGAACUAAAGAAACUCAAUCAUGAGAUCUUAAUGAGGAAACACCAGAGGUUAGAUGAAAAUGUUCAGACUCAAAUAAAUUUUGAAUAAAUAAAGGAGCAUCAAGAAUAAAACAAUAAAACAGUAAGAUCUAUAUAAAUAGAUAAUAAACCAUACCAUACAUGAUAAUAAAACACUAAAAGACAUUAAGAAGUCAGACAGACAACUUCACAUAAAUCAGUGCAACAGACUAAAACUGAAAUAAAUGAAUCAAUAGUAAAACUCAGGUAAAUGCCAGACUUAAAAGGUGGGUCUUGAGUUUGUUCUAAAAGUGGAGACUCUGUGCCGCCCUCAGCUCUUCAGAUCGGCUGUUCCUCAGACAUGAUUCUGAUUAAAAUCUGUCUUGCUGUGAGUUUUGGUUUGUAUUUUAGGCACCAUUAAAAAUCUCUACCUGAAGACCCAGGGAAUCUCACAGACUCAUCCAUUAAAAGUAAACCAAAACCUGAGAUACUGAAGGCCAAUACAGAACUUGAAAAUGGGUGUACAGUUGAUUCUCUUUCUGUCUGUAUAAACAUCAUUAUGUUACCUGUAGACUGAGCCAGGUUAGCUGUCCCCCAUGUUUUAAGAUGUUAUGAUAAGCCAAGUUAGUUUCCUUCUUAGCAUACAAAAGGUGACGUUGUCUCACAUUACUCACAAAAAGACUAAUGCUCGGUCGCUGUGAAUACUACAACAAAGAGUAUAUGGUCCAAACCUGCUUCACUCGCAUUAGCAUGAGAGCUGAAGGAAUGUUUAGCUUCCUAUAAGGAGAUUUAAAACUGGAAUUUGGAGCUCUGAGUACUUGUGGAUUUAUAAUUUAUGCUUUGUUGCGCCACAAAGACAGAAGCUUAAAAUACUAAAAGGUCUUUAGUUGUUUAAAUCUUAAAAUAUUCUCUCUCUCUGUCAUUUAAAUUUUUUGAGGUCUCCCUUGAAAAUUAAGAGGAAAACAGUGUAAAGUUUGAAGAAAUUAAAAAGGAAUUUUAGACACAAAAUCAAGAUUUAUUUUAAAUUACAAAGGAGAGAUUAUAUGUGGAAAAAAUUAGUAAAACCAUUGAUGCUGGAAAUGAAUUAUUACAAGUUUUUGGACUAGCAUACAGACACAUCCAGAUACAGACCUUUCUCUUGUUUUAACCAGGUGUAUGCGUGGGGCUACAACAACUGUGGUCAAGUAGGUUCAGGCUCCACAGCAAACCAGCCCACUCCCCGCAGAGUCUCCAGCUGCCUGCAGAACAAAGUGGUGAUCAGCAUCGUCUGUGGUCAGACCUCGUCUGUGGCGGUGGUGGACAACGGAGAGGUGACUGUUGUUUGGCUUAUGAUGCACCUUUGAUCCAUAUGUGGUCUCUUCAGGACUCAGGUUGUCUUCAUGUCUCUGCAGGUGUACGGUUGGGGAUACAACGGGAACGGACAGCUUGGACUUGGCAAUAAUGGAAACCAGCUCACUCCUUGUCGCCUCGCAGGUCUGCAGGGUUUAUGUGUGCAACAGGUUUGAGAUUUACUCUGUUACUUAAACUGUCUUUAGUUGUCUGUUGGUAUAUUACUAGUAUAUUAGUUAAAGAUAUAUCUAAACUGAGUCAUUUGUGGUCUGACUAGAUUUUACUGAGAGUGACUCAACAACAUGAUUGAAAAAAAGCCAUGGAGGACAAAUCAGAUCAACUGUUUAAGGCCUGAUUGGAGCAAAUCAUGCAUAUGUUUUAUAUAUUUUUAGCUUUUAGCCUGAGCUUUACUCUGAAACAAUCAAUACGGACAGGAUUAAAGGACUACAGCAGAAUUUACAGUGUUUACAUUUUCUUUAAGCUGAAGAAGGGUUUGUUCCCCAAGAUGCAUGUUCAGACCCUUUUUCAGGUUCAGUCUAUACCCCACUUCCCCUCCACUUUAUCAGACGGCUCGUUAAAAAGAAGUUGAACUGGGACAAUUCUGUAAUUUCAGUAGCGCUGGGCGAUAUGGGUAAAAAUUUAUCAUGAUAUAUUUUUUCAUAUCAGUCGAUAUCGAUAUAUAUAUCGAUAUGCACAUUUCUCCCUCAUGUCCGACCUCCAAAAACCAAAACACCUCCACACCACCGUCGUCGUCGUGCCAGUGUUGUCAAUGAUGUCAUCAUCUGUUGAGCCUUCAUCUACAUUUCUGCCGGGGGUAACACUCAUUUUCUUUUUUUCUCACCAACAGUGCCGUCAGCUUCACAUGUUAAAGUGCUAUGGUUGUGUGUAGAUGCAGCCUGCUAGUACGCAGUUGUUUGCUACUUGGUUCUAAUUCAGCACAUGAUUGGUUCAGUGCGAAGCGAACCCGGAGCAACUCCCCUUUUCAUUGGCUAUUCCUAUGGUCUACCUAAACAUGGCCGAAUGCCGACUAUCGAAAAGCAUAUUGACCAUGUUUUAUAUUGAUAUUGAGGGAAAUUAAUUUUCGUUAUAUAUCAUUAUCGUUUUAUCGCCCAGCCCUAAAUUUCAGGUGCUCCACAAGGAUCAGUUCUGGGCCCCAUUUUAUUUACCAUCCAUAUCAAUAACACUGUCAUUUAUCUUCUGUCUGUAAACAGAUAAACCCUUUAUUUAGAGUAUAAACAUUCAAUGACCAGUUGUGUCCUUACUUGUUUUGAUUAUAAAAUAAUUGGUUAACAUCUAAAGUUUGUUUGUCCUCACUCUGCAGAUUGCCUCAGGUUAUGCUCACUCUCUUGCGCUGACCGAUGAGGGCUUGCUUUACGCUUGGGGUGCAAACACAUACGGACAACUGGGCACCGGCAACAAGAGCAACCAGCUGAGUCCUAUUCAGAUCAUGGCAGAGAAAGAGAGGUGAGUGGGUUCAUCGCCGCAGAGAUGAUGAACUCUUUUCCUCACUUUCUUAAGCGUUGCCAAGUCCUCUCCUCUGCCUCCUCUCACAGAAUCGUGGAGAUCGCCGCUUGUCACUCCACACACACAUCAGCUGCUAAGACCCAGAGCGGUCAGGUGUACAUGUGGGGCCAGUGCAGGGGUCAAUCUAUCGUACUGCCUCACCUCACGCAUUUCACCUGCACGGACGAUGUCUUUGCAUGCUUCGCAACACCUUCAGUCAUGUGGAGGCUUCUUUCCAUGGGUAAGACAAGGUACAAUGAUGUUGGAGGAAUGAAAGGACUUCACAGUUUCACAGUUUUGAUUCUGCUGAUCACAGAUGUCUCACUGAUGAACAUUUUCUCAGCUGGUUUUGAGAAAUUCUUUUGAAAGAUUCUGUGAAGUGACUUGAUUUGAAGGUAGAAUGUGUAGAGAAUCUUUGAUAAGGCUAUUUGUAACCUUUGUACUUUUCUUAAAAUGCAAUUUCAGUUAUUUUUUAACAUCUGGAAGGGACAUUUUAACCAAAAUUCAGAUUUGGGUUAACCCACUAAUCUAGAAGUAACACACCAGAAACACUCAGAAAACAGUCAAAAUCAAACCCAGUUUGUAGAUCAGAGAAACAAUGACUCACUGGUCGACAAAGUUAGGACCAUCAGCUUUUGAUCUUUCUCACAGGUUACCAUCCGCAUGUCUGUGCUGGUAUCACACCACUCCAGUUUAGUGGUUAUUAGAUAGCAGCAGAGUAUAGAGUAUCAUCAUCAUCAGCUGAUCUUUAGGUAGUGCUGAGUUACAUCUUGACAAAUAAAUUGUUCGAGACAUGCUGUAAUAAUCCUCUGCAAAAAUUCAUACAUAAGCCGUGCUUGGUCUUUUAGCUUUAAAGGUCCAAGUAAAUCAAAUUUCUGUGAGUGAUCUCUCUUCCUAAUACCAGAGCCUGAUGUGCGUGGGUGUGUGUAUGUGCGUGGGUUUUCUUCUUCCCUCCAGAGCAUGAUGACUUCUUGACCGUGGCUCAGUCUCUGAAGAAAGAGUUUGACAACCCCGAGACAGCUGACCUCAAGUUCUGCGUGGACGGCAAAUAUAUCUGUGUCCACAAAGCAAUUCUUAAAAUCAGGUCGGAGACUUAAACCCUCAGCUGUCUCCUCCUCACCCUGUGAUUCUACAGAAUAUACGACAUAAAAGAACAGCAAACAUCUCUAAAACACACCGUCUCUGUCUCUGUUAGGUGUGAACACUUCAGGUCCAUGUUCCAGUCUCACUGGAAUGAAGACAUGAAGGAGGUGAUUGAGAUCGACCAGUUCUCCUACCCGGUGUACCGCUCUUUCCUGGAGUUCCUCUACACUGACAGUGUGGAGCUGCCUCCUGAGGACGCCAUUGGUCAGAACCAGAAACACGCACACACACACAUCACAGCCUGACAGUUGUGUGCAUGUGUGUGUUGUGAAUGCUGACAGUGUCUCUGUACUGUGUACAACUGUUUGGUCAGGGCUGCUGGAUCUGGCCACGUCAUACUGUGAGAACCGCCUGAAACGCCUGUGUCAGCAUAUCAUAAAGAGAGGAAUCACUGUGGAUAACGCCUUCUCCCUCCUGUCCGCUGCUGUGCGAUAUGACGCAGAAGUAUGUACGCACUGUCAAAUUGGACUUUAACAAUAUUACCUCUAAUUCCAGACUGCUAACAUUAAUAUCUCUUGCUCUGUCCUUUUUUUGCAUUAAGUACUAGUUUAAGACGAAUUAGAGCGUUCUGAAAUGCAUUUAAACAAAACUGUAAUUUCUCAACAGCAAGUGGCAGCAGAUAUACAGAACAGUCUCAUCUGCAUAAAGGCAGAUAUUUAAGUCAGUAAAAGAGGAGAGAUUGUUAUUGAUAUAGAUGGUGAAUAUAAUGGGACCCAGUACUGAUCCUUGUGGAACACCUGAUUGAAUAUCGCCCACUUUGUGCGGACAUCUGAUAGUUUGAUUUCAAGUUUGUGUCAGUUUUGUCCACUAGUGGACACUUGAGACACUGCAGUUGUUUUCGCUCAUAGACUGUAUAUAGAAUGGACAGUGUCUGCCUCCUCGCUGGGUGAAGCCACUCUAAGAACAGCACCCUCUGUUGACGGGCUGCAGUAUAGGUCAUAAAUCCCGCCUCCUCUAGCCAUCCCUAUGGAGUUGUGGACAAACUUUAGAAAUUUAUUAAACAGAAUAUAAAUUUUUCUCCCCCCGGUUGCGAUGUUGACAUGUAGUUAUUGUAAGACUAGUUUGUGCUCUAGUCCUCUUUUUUUCAGUGCAGCUUCAUUUUUAAAAGUUAUUAGAGGGUUCAUGUUUUCUAUGACUGACACUUGAUACAGCCUAUGGGUGUACGAAGAUUACGAAGCUCACCCAGGGACACCCUUUUUGAGCCGAGCGUCAUCACAGCAACUCUCUGAGACUCUCCCGCCGAAUCCGUACAACACUACUGUGCAAUGCUGGUUUCAGGAAAUGAAGAAAAAUCGCGGAAUUACAGAGAGCUUUUCGGCUUCAAAUCCGUAUACAGGCGGGAGGCAGAACCAAGUUGUCCAUAGUAUAUACAGUCUACGGUGGAUUAUAAGGCACACUGUCAAUCUUUGAGAAAAUGUAAGGAUUUUAAGUGCGCCUUAUAGUUAGAGAAAUAUGGUAGAUGGUUAACAAAAUUAGGCCCAGUACUGAUCCUUGUGGAACACCUUUAGUUAAUGGUAGAGGCACUGAUUGAAUAUUGCCCACUUUAUGUAGUUUGAUUUCAAGUUUGUGUCGAUUUUGUCUGCUAGUGGACACUUGAUACGCUGCAGUUGUUUGCGCUUCAGUUUUGGCUUCAUUAUUUUGCUCAGUGUGAUUUCUUCACCAACUCUUUAAUUUGUACUUUCCCCCUCCUUCUCUAGGACCUGGAAGACUUCUGCUUUAAAUUUUGUGUAAACCACCUGACUGAAGUCACCCAGACAGCUGCUUUCUGGCAAAUUGACGGCAACCUACUCAAAGAUUUUAUAUGUCGAGCCAGCCGCUGUGGAGCCUUCAAAAACUGA
Xyrichtys novacula (pearly razorfish) is the source of this 8522-nucleotide messenger RNA. The record is from the annotation of a GenBank genome assembly. Lineage: Eukaryota; Metazoa; Chordata; Actinopteri; Labriformes; Labridae.